AAACAUGUACUAUCUGUCGAGUAUGUAAUUAGUUUAGCAUUAGUUUUAAUGGAAAUAACUUUCUUCAAGACUGCGUUAUAAAGUUUUUAUGUUCGAGAUAAAUCAUAAAUGUGAUAUUAAAAAUUACGUUAACUAUAGAGAUACAAUUUUUAAAUGGCUAGUGACAAUGAUAAAAGUUCGGAUUACAACUUUGAUGGUUCAUUGAAGAACAUUAAUAAGAAGGGAAACAAUGAUAACUUUGAUGAAGAUGAAGAAAAAGCUUUCAAAACGGCACCUGUUGGAAAAGGCGGUCGACAUUUAUCAAUACCUUUUGACUCGACUAUGACGAAUGGCGAUCUGGCAAAGAAACAGAAUGGUUCGGCGGUGCGAACGAAUAGCCUUGGGUCAGGUGCGAGGACGCCGCCCGCGGAACGGACCAAGUCCAAGUUCUCGGCCUUCGGAAGACUGUUCAAACCGUGGAAAUGGAAACGGAAAAAGAAAUCCGAAAAAUUCGAAGCAGCUUCUAGAACGUUAGAAAGAAAGAUAUCCGUCCGAGCAAAUAGAGAUGAGUUGGUACAGAAGGGUAUACUACUGCCAGAGAGUCCUGUUACGCCAGUACCCGAAGCCAAUGAAGAGUUGUCUCCGGUGUAUGGUGGCGAAGAGGCGCGGGCCGAAACGAAUUGCGGGCCCGACCGGAUGAACGCGAUGCACGUCGCGCUACAGGCACAACUCGCGUCGCAGUUAGCGCAGCAGCAGGCGGCGCUCGCUGCCGCCGUCGCCGCUGCUGCACACCACCAAAACAAUAACGUCAUUGAACCAAAGAAAGAUAAAUUGGAAAAUGGUGGUGAAACGACCAGGCCUGAAAGGCCAAACUCAUUGACUGCCGGUAAACAUCCUCGACGGAUAUGUUACCAAGGCGACGUAGUAGGUGGCUACAAUACGAGAGGGGAGGGUGGGGAUGGAGAAGAACCCUUAGUUCUGUCGGAACUGCCUGAACCACCCAUCGCUUUAUCGGAAAUUGGUCCCAUUCCCCCACCGCCUAUGUUCAGUUCACCAAGUCCCACGCGACAUCACCACCAACACACGAUGCCUCAACAUCCUCACUCCGACUCCGAAGAGGAGGAUGAUCCAGAGGAGGAAGACGUCGAACCACUGGCGCUUGCUGGUGACACGUCGAGGAUCGAGGAGAUUCCGCCGAAGGAGCCGCUGUACAAUGCGAUGCCGCUCAAAUCCGCCCUCAAGAAGCGGCCCGCGCCCUCCGCCUCGCCCGCCGCCACGCCGCUCGCCGCGCGUCAAGACCACCAUCACGCCAGCUUCAAACGGCCGCCGCCUAAGCCCAGGAUCCGCAUAUGCAGUCGACCGAUUCGCGUGGGCAACGCCAUGGAGAACAAGGAGAACGCCAGGCCCUGGGACGGCGAGUACAGAGACGACUACACGAGCGAGUCGGAACGAGUCGCGGCCAAACUAGCAAGAAAGGAGAGCUUAAACAUCAAAUUGGCUCUGCGACCCGACAGACAAGAACUUAUAAAUAGGAAUAUCCUGGUGGUGCAGAGCGAGCACGAGCGUCAAGAGUCCUGGGAGGCCAUCGGGGCGCGGCUCAUCCGCCGUCUGUCCAUGCGGCCCACAGCCGAAGAACUCGUCGAAAGAAACAUCUUAAAAAGCCAAUCACCUGCCGAAGAGAAGAAGCAAAAAGAAGAAAAGAAGCGGUACUUAUUGCGCAAACUCAGUUUCCGACCCACUGUAGAUGAGCUCAAAGAGAAGAAAAUUAUCCGCUUUAGCGACUACAUCGAGGUUACUCAAGCCCACGACUACGACCGUCGCGCCGACAAGCCAUGGACUCGCCUCACGCCGCGGGACAAGGCCGCGAUCCGCCGCGAACUCAACGAGUUUAAGAGCUCCGAGAUGGCGGUGCACGAGGACAGCAAACACCUCACUAGAUUCCACAGACCAUGACGGCCGAGGCUCGCAGCGGGCGGCGCGGGUGGUGCGGCGCGGCGCGGCGGCUGAGCCCGCGAGCGGGACGGGUGCGCGCGCCUCCGCUUGUUCACGUUGACCACUCCGAUAGCUCACCGCGUCGAGUCGGUAAAGGGUUGAAUGUUCUAAAGCCGCGCGGCGCCGUCGUCGCGGAGCCGCGGCUGCUACUGCGCCAGUGCGGUCCUGUUGUUGGUCUAGUUAUCGUAAGGCAGUCGUCGAGUCCGGAGGUUCAUUUCGUGCCGACAGUCCCCGGACGUACCUAUACAUUCUUCGUAUUGACCUUCGCGGAAGGUUAGUGAUACUGAUUACGUGGUGGAGAUUGUGCUCGUUCGUUACGAAUCGUGAGGUUUGCGCGUAACCAUGUCAGUUGCAAGACACUCGUCCACCAUGUAACUUUAUGAGAAUUUGUGAUUUUUUCUAAUAUUCAUAGCGCUUUUAGCUUCGUAGUCAUUAAGCUAGAUUGGUUAACUUUUAUUUAUUAAAUGCGUUUCUUAAACCCGUAUUUAACUGUCACAAGAUUUUCAAAAAUCGUUUCUAAUAAUGUAUCCCAGAAUUUAGAGUAGGUGUACUUUGCUAACCUCUGCCUUGACAGCGGUUGAUGGGUAACUUACUCAUACUUGAACGAGAAGUUCCGUUUUGUGAUUUCAUUGAAGAUUGUUAUUAUAAUUCUUAGAAUUACUUUUUUUUAAAUUAUAAUAAUAGGCGACUUGAAACAUUUUUAACAUAAUUUGGUUUAUUAAAAUUACCAUAUUUAAAAAAUAAAUAAUGCGUAGCUACCUAAAUAUAUAUUCGAAUUUUAAUAAUAAAAUAAUUUUUGUAUACUAUUGCUGUUUUGAUCGAUGAAUCAAACGCUCAAUUAAUUAUAUUUAGUGAAUUUCUGUUUUCAAAAUCUUCCGUUGACCAGAGUAUUCAGAUAAUAAAUUAAACACGCGUACAGUCAAAUUUGAAUUUUAAAAAAAUACCAUAUAUUUUCCAUUCAGUUGACUAGCUAAAUAAAGCAAUCAUAUUACGAGAAAUUAAUUUUGUAGCAAGCGUCUGAUCCAUACAGAUUGCCAAGUACAGGGACAGAGUCGGUGUUUGCUAAGGGCGCCUCCGCACGGUCGUGCCGUGUCACAGAUAACACUAGUGUUGAGCUCAAUUUUUAAGAGACGUUUAGUUAGUUGUCUAUUGCGUAAUCUGUACGACACGAGCAAACUCGGCGGGAGCAAAUUGUUAGACGUCAUGUCGCACUAGAGUAGGGAUUAGGGUAAACCUCUUGAAACUUAACGAAGUAUCGAUAUUGAUCGAAUAAUAAGCUCUUAUAAAGAUGUAGUUGUUAUUCUUGUGAAUUAACGUCGAAGCGCCUUGUGAGAUUACGCGGUGAUCG
Molecule: messenger RNA, 3319 nt
Organism: Bombyx mandarina (wild silkworm)
Lineage: Eukaryota; Metazoa; Arthropoda; Insecta; Lepidoptera; Bombycidae
Product: phosphatase and actin regulator 2
Biological process (GO): actin cytoskeleton organization
Molecular function (GO): actin binding
Source: RefSeq, a predicted model, not a curated record